Molecule: messenger RNA, 3064 nt
Organism: Mustela lutreola (European mink)
Lineage: Eukaryota; Metazoa; Chordata; Mammalia; Carnivora; Mustelidae
Gene: CDCP1
Product: CUB domain containing protein 1
Exons: 9
Coding region: 150-2654 (834 amino acids)
Source: RefSeq, a predicted model, not a curated record
CGGAGCCCGGGACGGCGCACCCGCACGCAGGUGAGCUAGCCCGGGCGGAGCGCAGCGCAGCCGGUGCCAGGCUCGGGCGCCCACGGCCGCCGUUCCGAGCCACCGGCCACAGCCGAUUUCCCCCACCGAGGCCGAGGCGCCCCGGAGCCAUGGCCGUCCAGAACUGCUGGGUCGCAAUCGUGCUGCUGGGGGUCCAGCUGCUGGGUGCCGUGCUCCUGCCGCGCGGAGCGGGAGUUUCUGAGAUUGCCCUGCCGCACGGAAGUGGCAUUACGGUUUUCAUAAAGCCUGGGACCUCACCCCUGGGACCCCCGCCACUGAAGCCCUGUUACAUCAGUAGUUCUAAAAAACAUAAAACCUCAUUGACCAUCAAAUCUGGAGAAAAAGAGGUCUUUUUCUUCACCUGCCAUGACCCAGAGAAGCACUUUAUCAUUGAGAUCCAGAAGAAUAUUGACUGCAUGUCAGGCCCCUGUCCGUUUGGGGAUGUCCAGCUUCAGCCCUCAAUAUCAACGCUGCCCACCCUCAACAGAACCUUCAUCUGGGACGUCAAAGCUCACAAGAGCAUUGGUCUAGAGCUGCAAUUCUCCAUCCCUCGCCUGAGGCAGAUUGGGCCCGGGGAGAGCUGUCCAGACGGAGUCACUCACUCCAUCAGUGGCCGCAUUGAUGCCACCACAGUCAAGAUCGGGACCUUCUGCAGCAACGGCACGGUGUCCCGCAUCAAAAUGCAAGAAGGGGUGAAAAUGGCCUUACACUUGCCCUGGUUCCACAACCGGAACUUCUCCGGCUUCAGCAUCGCAAACCGGUCUUCUAUAAAACGACUGUGCAUCAUAGAAUCUGUGUUUGAGGGUGAAGGCUCGGCAACGCUGAUGUCUGCCAACUACCCAGAUGGCUUCCCCGAGGACGAGCUCAUGACUUGGCAGUUUGUCAUCCCCGCGCACCUGCGGGCGAGCGUCUCCUUCCUCCACUUCAACGUCUCCAACUGCGAGAAGAAGGAGGAGCGGGUCGAGUACUACAUCCCGGGCUCCACCACCAACCCUGAGGUGUUCAGGCUGGAGGACAAGCAGCCCGGGAACAUGGCCGGGAACUUCAACCUCUCUCUGCAGGGCUGUGACCAAGAUGCCCAAAACCCAGGGGUCCUCCGGCUGCAGUUUCAAGUUUUGGUCCAACAUCCACAAAAUGAAAGCAAUAAAAUCUACCUGGUGGACCUGAGUAACGAGCAAGCCCUGUCGCUCACCAUCGAGCCGCGGCCCGUUAAGCUUAGCCGCAAGUUUGUCCCCGGCUGCUUCGUGUGUCUGGAGUCCCGCACCUGCACCACCAACCUCACCCUGACGUCCGGCUCCAAACACAAGAUCUCCUUCCUCUGUGAUAACCUGACUCGCCUGUGGAUGAACGGGGAGAAAACCAUAAGCUGCAUGGACCCCCGGUACUGCCACAGGAGGUCCCAAUCCCUCCAGGUGCCUGGAGACAUCCUCCAGCUGCCUGUUCAGCUGCACGACUUCUCCUGGAAGCUGCUGGUCCCCAAGAAUAGGCUGAGCCUCGCACUGGUACCCGCCCAGAAACUUCAACAGCACACGCAGGAGAAGGUCUGCAACACGAGCUUUGGCUACCUGGUGGCCAGCGCUGUCCCCGGCCAGGACCUUUACUUUGGCUCCUUCUGCCCCGGAGGUGCCAUCAAGCAGAUCCAGGUGAAGCAGAACAUCUCAGUGACCCUCCGCACCUUUGCCCCUAACGUUCAACGAGAGGCCGCUAGGCAGGGUCUGACCGUGUCCUUCAUACCGUACUUCAAAGAGGAAGGUAUUUUCACAGUGACUCCAGACACAAAAGGCAAGGUCUACCUGAGGAGCCCUAACUGGGACCGGGGACUGCCAUCCCUCACAUCCGUGUCUUGGAACAUCAGUGUGCCCAGCAACCAGGUGGCCUGCCUGACCUUCCUCAAGGAGAGGACCGGCGUUGUCUGCCAGACGGGACGUGCGUUCAUGAUCAUCCAGGAGCAGCGGAGCAAAGCAGAGGAGAUCUUCAGCCUGGAGGAUGAGGUGCUCCCCAAGCCAAGCUUCCACCACCACAGCUUCUGGGUCAACAUCUCCAACUGCAGCCCUGUGAGUGGCAAGCAGCUGGACCUGUUCUUCUGGGUGUCACUUACCCCAAGGACUAUGGACCUGACUGUCGUCGUCAUUGCGGUCGUGGGAGGUGGCGCCUUACUGCUGUUUGCCCUCGGACUCAUCAUUUGCUUUGUGAAAAAGAAGAAAAAAAAGGAAAGCAAAGGCCCGCCUGUAGGCAUCUACAACGGCAACAUCAACACCCAGAUGCCAAUGCAGCCAAAAAAGUUUCAGAAAGGUCGAAAGGACAGUGACUCCCACGUGUACGCUGUCAUCGAUGACACCAUGGUGUAUGGGCAUCUCCUACAGGAUUCCAACGGCUCCUUCCUGCAGCCAGAGGUGGACACCUACCGGCCCUUCCAGGGGCCCACAGGGGACUGCCCCCCCUCCCCACCCUUGGUAUGCUCCAGGGCCCCAACUGCAAAGCUGACCACAGACGAGCCGUCUGCUGGCUUCCCUGCUGAGUCUGACAGUGAACCAUAUACCUUCUCCCACCCCAACAACGCGAACACAGACAUUCCCUUGCUGGACACCCAUGAGCCAGAGGGGCCUGGGGAGUAACUUGGACCCAUCCUGAAGACUUUGCCUAAAACAAGGGUCUCAAGCAGAAAUCCUAAAGAGGAAUGAUAUGGAAGGAACAGCAGGAGGUUCUUCAGGAUGCCACUGACCUCCAAGUCCCAAGUGGACUCAUUCCAAUGAUGGGAUGUUGAAAGUGAUGAAUUCCAACCUGGAUACAAUCGUCACAGUCCAUGUCCUUCUAAACUCAGGUUGAGUUGUAAACCAGCCCGUAAUGAGAGGGGAGGGCUGUGAGUUGCCAAGCAUGAGGUUGUCAACGAGGUCUGGACUUGGAUUUGGAUUUGGACCUCUUCAGGGCAACAAUUCCAAUCCCUUGGAGCCCAUCCAAGGUCCCUGCUCUCACUGGAGCACCCUGGAUGGCAAUGACAGUGUGCCUUAUUAUUAUUAUUAUUAUU